AUAAUCAGAGUUCUUCAUUGUUAUUAGAGUCUGAAGCAGGAAUAUUAGAGAUGAUGUUAAACACUGAUGAAGACAGAAUAAAUAAUGUGUACAUUUGUGUUUUCUUAUAUUUACAGAUCAACCUCCAAAGCACAGCAAAACAUUGAAACCUCCACCUCCACCAAGUGAGUCAAACUGUGUUUAAUGAGGCUGAAUUUCCAGAGUUUAAUGUUUGGUCCUUCCAGGAAUUUAAAGUGACUGUAUUGUUAGUUCACUGACUCUAUAGCUGUGUUUUUGUAGAGACUCAGUUUCAAGGUAAAUAAUGUUUUUCUGAGCUUUACUUCCCUAACUAUAACUGAUGCUCAGGUUUAAUGUCUUUAAUAUAAUAUUAACAGUAAAGAGAAAUUCAAUGGUUGCAUGUUUUCACAAACAAAGAUCAUGUGACCUGUGAUGUUUCCAAAGAACCAACUUCUGUUCCAGCUGCUGGUCAUCAAGAAGAAGACGUCAGUGUCGGCUUGGAUGCUGCUGAACGUACUGCACAUGAACUCAGGAUUGUGUUGUUUGGAAAAAAUGACGACAAAAAGGCAGCACUGGGAAACAUCAUUGUUGGGAAGAAAGAGUUUUCUGUCCCAAGAUUCUCUGGAGGAAAACAGUGUGAAGCUGCUCAUAAAACGUGGAACAUGAAGCCUUUAACAGUAGUGAAAACUCCAGACGUCUUCAGUCUGUCUGAGAAACCAGUGAGAGAAGAGAUGAAGAGAUGUGUGGAUCUCUGUUCUCCUGGACCAAAUGUUCUGCUGCUGUUAGUGACACCUUCAGAUUUCACUGAAGAAAACAGAAAAACUCUGAAGUUCAUCCUGAGUCUGUUUGGUGAAGACGCCUUCAAACACUCCAUGAUCAUCAUGACUCAGAACGAAGACGGACAGAAUCAGUCGGUGGAAAACCUCCUCCAAGACUGCGAACAAAAGCAGCACAGCAUCAAUCUUGAUGAAAAGAAUCCUUCAGGUCAUGAUGUUGAAGAGUUAAUGCAGAAAAUGGAAACUAUAGUGAGUGACCUCAGGGGAGGAUUUCUGACACUAACUGAAGAAGAGGAUCAGACAGUGAUGAAAAAGUCCAGACCUCCUCUGAACCUGGUCCUGUGUGGUAGAAGAGGAGCUGGGAAGACUUCAGCAGUCAACGCUAUUCUGGGACAAAGAAAGUUUGGUGGACCUGAAGACUCAUCAGAGUGUGUUAAAACCCAGGGAGAGGUGUGUGGACGUCGGGUUUCCCUGCUGGAGCUGCCUGCCUUGUAUGGAAAACCUCAGGAGGCAGUGAUGGAGGAAUCAUUCAGGUGUAUCUCCCUCUGUGAUCCUGAGGGCGUCCAUGCCUUCAUCCUGGUCCUACCUGUGGGUCCCCUCACUGAUGAAGACAAGGGAGAGUUAGAGACCAUCCAGAACACAUUCAGCUCUAAAGUCACAGACUUCACCCUGAUUCUGUUCACUGUGGAGUCAGAUCCUACAGCUCCAGAUGUUGUUGACUUCAUCAGACAGAACAGAGACAUCCAGGAGCUCUGUCAGAGCUGUGGAGGAAGAUCUGUUGUUGUCAGCAUGAAGGACAAGCAGCAGAUCCCAGAGCUGCUGGAUCAAGUGGACAAGAUGAGACUGUCAGAUCAGAAACCUCACAGCUACACAACAGGAACGUUUGCUCAUGGCCAAAUGGAAAAGAUCCUACAGCUAGAAGCAGUCAUCACCAACCAACAGGCUGAAAUCAAGAAGCUGAAAAAAUCUGAUAUGGUCACCUCUGAUGAAGAGCAGCAGAACUCAGAGAGUCUCAGGAUUGUGCUGAUUGGGAAGACUGGCAGUGGAAAGAGUUCUUCAGGAAACACCAUUCUGGGCAGAAAAGAGUUCACAGCCGAAGCAGGACAACAAGGGGUCACCAAACGUUGUCAGAAGUCAGUGGGUGAAGUGGACGGACGUCUUGUUGUCGUGGUCGACACUCCUGGACUCUUUGACAACAGUUUGUCUCAUGAACAAGUAAAUGAAGAGAUGGUGAAAUGCAUCAGUCUUCUGUCUCCAGGACCACAUGUCUUCCUGCUGGUGUUACGUAUCGGCAGAUUCACACCAGAGGAGAAGGAAACAUUAAAUUUAAUCAAGAAAAGUUUUGGGAGGAAUUCAGAAAAGUUCACCAUCAUUCUUUUAACUGGAAGAGAUGAUCUGGAGGACAGUGACCAGUCUGUUGAAGAUUACAUAAAAAAAUGUGAUGAUUCCUUCAAGAAGCUGAUCUCUGACUGUGGAGGAAGAUACCACAUGUUUAAUAACCGCAUUAAACAAAACCAAACACAAGUCAGUGAGCUGAUAACAAAGAUCGACUCCAUGGUGAAGAAAAAUGGAGGAAGCUGCUUCACCAACGAGAUGCUGCAAGAAGCUGAAGCAGCCAUACAGAAAGAAAUGGAGAAAAUCCUGAAGAAGAAGGAAGAAGAGAUGAAGAAAAUGGAGGAGGAACUGAAGAGAAAACAUGAUGAAGAAAUGGAAGAAAUGAAAAGAAGAAUAGAAGAAGAGAGAACAGAAAUUGGAGAUGAGAGAAAAGUGAGAGAAAAGCAACUCAAGGAAAAGGAAGAAAAUAUCAAGAAAGAGCGUGAUGAGAGAAAGAAAGAACAAGAGAAAAGAGAACAAGACGACAGGAUGAGGAAAAGACAGGACGAAGUUCAACGACAAGAGUGGCAACAGAAACUUGAAGAUUUAGAGAAAAUGAUCAAAUCAGAAUCUAAAGAAAAAGAAAGCAUUGAUAAGAAGCUGGUGGAGAGUGGAGAGGAAAUGAGAAAAGAGCGAGAGACCUGGGAGAAGGAAAGGAAAGAAUGGUGGGACAAAAGAUAUCGAGAAGCUCAUCUGAGCCGAGAGAGGGAGAAAACAAAACUCAAAAAGCUCCAAGAAGAAUAUGAGCAGGAAAAAGAAGAAAAUGAGCGCAAAAGAAAAGAAGAAGAUCUAAACAGAAGAGAACAAGAGGAGAGAGAGAGGAAAGAAUUAGAGGAAGGUUACAAGAAAAACAUGGAGGAGAUGAAGAAGAGAUAUGAAGAAGAAGCAAGAAAACAAGCCGAAGAGUUCAAUGAGUUCAAAGAGAAAUACAGCAAAGACUUUGAAGCUCUGAUGGAAUACCUUAAGGAGGAACUGAAGGAUCUGAAGAAAAAGCAUGAAGCAGAAAUAAAACAGAAACAAGGAGACUACACUCUGUUAGAGGACCUGUCAAGCCACAAAGAAAAGGAACUCAAAAAACAAAUAGACAGAAAAGAAAAAGAGAAAGAAGUAGUAGUUCAAGAAAAAACAAACAUAAAAGAUGAAAUGAAGAAGAAAGAAAAACAACUUAAAGAACUGGAAGACUUGAAGAAAAAGCAACAACAAGAAAUAGAGAGAAGAGAAAACGAGAAAGAAGCAGUAGUUAAAGAAAAAACAAACUUAGAAGAUAAAAUGAAGAAGAAAGAAAAACAACUUAAAGAACUGGAGGACUUGGAGAAAAAGCAAGAACAAGAAAUAGAGGAAUGGAAGAAGAAAUAUGAAAAGAAAUGUACGAUCUGCUGAUGAUCCUUCCACUGCUGGAGCUCUCAGUUUCCUUCAGUCGUCGUUCAACAUGACGCUACAGAUGUCAUCACUGAACUCCACCAUGUUCUCCUUCAUGGUCUCCUUCAGUGUCCUUCAGUAUCUGGACCAGGAAGGUUUGCUCACAAAUAUCUGGAUGUUUUUAUUGGAGAAGGUUGGUGCUGUAGGAGUUAAGUUCCACUCCAAUAAUGGAGAACUAUUUUUGUGCCGUUUUUGGAUACCGGCAAGUUUUUGUUUUAGGAAAUUCUGUAGUUCUAGUAAUGUUUCCUUAAGUUCCUACAAUGUUCUUCUUCAAAGCACAACAUUCUCCAAAGAUGUUCUUCCAAUGUUUUUGAGAACACUGUUUUUGCUCCAAUGUUCUUCCAAUGUUUUCCAAAUGUUGUAUUCAGAACAUCCUUCUUUUGUUUCAUGGAACACUGUAGGAAUGUUUAUAGAACAGUGUUUCCUCAACAACAUUCCUGAAACAUCCUCAGAAUACUGGAUCUGUGGUCAUUUGCUUAGAAUUCAUUUAUAUUGUUUCAGGAACAUUUGAUAAAAUGAUCCCAGGACUCAACAUCUGGCAGACAUUGUUUAAUGUUGUUUUCAGAACGUUCUUCUUUUGUUAUUGUGGAUCUUUAUGUUGUAAUUCACAUUUUUUGAAAUGACAAAUCUCCGUAAAGUUUUCUUUGAACAUGAGAGCUUUCAGUUGAUGUUAGCUGAUAUUUUACCAAUAUUCCCUGCUAGCUGGGUGUGGUUUUCAUUUAUACAUUAGCAGUUUUUAUAUGAAUAGUGUGAAAAUAAUAUUUGAUUAUCACUGAUUUAUCCGCAUAUAGAGCGCAGACUUUUAAACACCUAAUUAUUGUUUGUUGGAUCACGACUACAGGAGGUCCUCGGUUUACGACGUCCUUCACCUACAGCAUUUCAUUGUUAGGUGGAACUAGUUGGUGAGCAGAGCAGAGAAAUAUAUCGUCACAUGGUGCUAUCAGACAGCUUUGUUUACAUUCUCCGGUUGUACGCCACCUUGGAUUGUGCUACAUUCACUAACUUUUUGUCCUUCAUUAUGGCUCCCAGCGUAAGUCAGACUCUUCUGAUGCUUCAAGGAAAAGGAAAACCAUCUCUAUGGAAGUGAAAUUAGAUAGAAUAAAACGCUCAGAAAAGGGCGAAACACCAACGAAUAUCAGCAUUAUUAGAUCAAGUUGUAAAAACGGUGCCACAUAUUCUGUUAUCUUCUUGUGAAAUUAUUCAUACAUGCAUUAAAGUCGUUGGUAUUCAUGACUUUUCCAAAGAACUGAUCAAUAAUAUGAUGCACGUAACGCCGCAGUUCUGACUUAAAGAGAAAAUCUACUUACAUCGAUCCGUAGGAACAGAACUCUGAUGUAAAACGAGGACCCCCUGUAGAUUUUGUGUAACUUGUUUAUAACCAUGUUUGUCCAAUCAGCAUUGAACUUAUUCAACAACAACCUUUCAUUUUUCAGACACUGAUUCUUUGCAUGUGGUAUACAUAUAUUUUCUUAUGGUUGUAGGUUUUAUUUGUUCUACAUUUAAAAAUGUUGUCAGUUACUAUGGUUCCAGGACUCCUUUGAAUCCAUAGAAAACAAAGUAUAAAAUCCUGUAAUUCUCAGUAAUGUGUAAUCUGAAAUGAAAGGGUGAAAACGUAACUCAUGUAUGAUCUAAAAUUAAAGGGUGAAAACGGC
This is a messenger RNA of Acanthochromis polyacanthus (spiny chromis), 5218 nucleotides long. RefSeq names its product GTPase IMAP family member 8-like. NCBI's taxonomy places the organism in Eukaryota, Metazoa, Chordata, Actinopteri, Pomacentridae. Bases 660 to 3527 code for a protein of 955 amino acids. Gene Ontology annotation, molecular function: GTP binding. The record is from RefSeq and is a predicted model, not a curated record. The transcript is spliced from 3 exons.